ACCAGGAGGAGCUGAUUUGGGGUGUUGUGAAUUCGUGGAACCAACAUAUCCUGAGUGGGAGUUCUCAGGUCGGUUUGUUUGGUGUUUUCUCUGCCGGUUCGCUUCGAUAGGCGACACGCCAGGAGCCGCUAUGCCCGGAAUAGAGAAGCUGCCGUUGGAGGAGACGUUGGAGGACAGCCCGCAGACACGAUCUCUGCUGGGAGUUUUCGAGGAGGAUACCGCAGCCAUCUCCAACUACUGCACUCAGCUCUACCAGGCCAUGCAGAGGAUUUAUGAUGCACAGAAUGAGCUGAGUGCAGCGACACACCUGACCUCCAGGCUGCUGAAAGAGUACGACAAACAGCGUUUUCCUCUAGGGGGCGACGAUGAGGUGAUGAGCUCCACCCUGCAGCAGUUUUCCAAGGUCAUUGAUGAGCUAAGCUCCUGCCAUGCCGUCCUGUCCACCCAGCUCGCUGAUGCAAUGAUGUUUCCCAUCACUCAGUUCAAGGAGCGAGACCUGAAGGGUAGGAAGCACUUUUUCUCUACAUCUGAAAAUGAUCAUGACACGGCCAUUAACAGAUACAGCCGCCUGUCUAAGAGGAAGGACAAUGACAAGGUGAGAGCGGAGGUGGUGGAGGACGUCUACACCUCACGCAAGAAGCAGCACCAGACCAUGAUGCACUACUUCUGUGCCCUGAACACCCUGCAGUACAAGAAAAAGACGGCUUUGUUGGAACCACUGCUGGGUUACAUGCAGGCCCAGAUCAGCUUCUUUAAGUUGGGGUCAGAGAACCUCACCCAGCAGUGGGAAGACUUCCUGGGAACCAUCGGAACCAGCGUCCAGAACGUACGUCGGGAGAUGGAGGAAGAGGUGGGGCAGAUGCAGCAGACCAUCCAACAGAUGGAAAGGUCAUGUGACGCUCUUUAUGCACCGUGUGACCCUGACCCCGCCCAUUCGCCGGUCUGUCGCAGCCUGACCAGGAAACAAGGCUACCUAUUCAUCCGCAAUAAAACCGGCCUGGUGUCGUCAUCCUGGGAGCGUCAGUACUUCUUCACCCAGGGGGGAAACCUGAUGCAGCAGGGUCGAGGCGAGGUGGCGGGCGGCCUGGUCACCGACCUCGACAACUGCUCCGUCAUGGCCGUCGACUCUGACGACCGUCGAUUCUGCUUCCAGGUCACCUCCUUUGACGGGAAAAAGGUUGUGACUCUGCAGGCGGAGAGCAGGAAGGAUUGCGAAGAGUGGAUCGCAACCAUCAACAACAUCUCCAGGAGGAUCUACCUGAGUGAAAAUGCAGAGGAGCUGGCAGCCAGAGUGAACCAAACAGCCCUGGAAGCUGUGACGCCAUCGCCUUCGUUCCAGCAGAGACACGAGAGCAUGAGACCAAGCAGUAAGAGCCGAACGGGCCGAACCAGCAGCAUCAGCUCCGUUGGUUCUGAGCCGUCGCCUGCCCUCUCUGUCCUCUCAUUGGACGCUCUGGUUGCUCCGGAUACGCCCAUCCAGUUUGACAUCAUCUCCCCAGUCACAGAGGAGAACUCGGGUCAGAGCAAGACGGCGGCACAGCCCGGCAGGAGGAGUAAUCCGUUUGGAGAGUCAGGAGAUGAUUCACCCGACGCUGAAGAUUCGAUCCUCCACCAGCUGUUUAUCGUGCGGUUCCUCGGGUCGAUGGAGGUGAAGACAUCCGAGUCUGCAGACGUCAUCUCUGAGACCAUGAGGCAGAUCCUGGCUGCCAGAGCCAUCCACAACAUCUUCAGGAUGACAGAGUCUCACCUGCUCGUCACCUGCGACUGCCUCAAACUGAUUGAUCCUCAGACGCAGGUCACUCGACUCAGGUUCCCGCUGCCCAGCGUGGUCCAGUGUUCGUCCCAUCAGGACAACAAGCGGCUGUUUGGUUUCGUUUUGCAGGCGUCAGGCGGGCGAGGGGACACUCGAGUCGUCUGCUACAUCUUUGAGUCCAACAACGACGGCGAGAAGAUCUGCGAUAGCAUCGGUUUGGCCAAGCAGAUAGCUUUCCACUCAGAGAUGGACCGUAAAGCGGUGGAAAAGAAGAAGGAGGAAGACAAGGCCAAAGAGAAACAGCAGGAGGAGCUAAACAAGCAAAAGCAGAUUGAAAAGGAUUUAGAAGAACAGAGUCGCUUGAUCGCUGCCUCAAGUCGCACUGCCAACCCACCCGCUCCAGAUGGGCAGUUUCUGGUGCUCAGCAGUAGCCAAUCAGAGGAGAGUGAAGUAGGGGAGGAGGGGAAGAAGCGGGGUGAGUCAGAAGCCUAAUGACUCUCAGUGGGUGCGUGCUUUUUGGCUGCCAGCUGACCAAUUGGAACAACUCGCCUGCUGUGAAUCGCGGGGACUGAAAAAGACGACGCGUUUCCUCUGCUGGACUGAACACACCUGUACGUAGGAGGAGAAGGCAGGGAAACAUGAAAUGGUUUUUAUUCUGUGCAAAAAACACAAAGCUUUUCUACUGGCUCCACAUUAAGAUUACCUUCAGGUUUCUGUUUUUCUAAAUGUUUAUUUUUUAAGACAAAUUAACAGUGACGUUUAAACAGAAGCUACUAGAUCUGAAGGACCAGAAGGAGAUGCAGAAGCAAAGUCCAGCCUGACGAUCAGGUUGUACUAAAGCCACUCGAGCAAGGAGGAACGAUUUCUGCAGCUGAGGACUCUGUCUGGUGGGAAAACAACAUUCGCUGUUCUUAAAAUGAGCGUAAAAGCACAGACUUUUAUUUUGAAAAGGCCUUUCUGUCGACAGCCAUCCUGAAGAAGAGUUUUAUUUCUAUCUGUUAAUGUUUCUGCGUCCAGAUAGAAGCUGAAUGUCGGACGAUUCCAGACGUUCAGCGUAUUGAUUUACCUUUACCUCUCUUAUUCGCUCCAAGUGAAUCAAGGCUCAGGCGAGUUGGUUGGAACAUCACAUAAACAUGUGUGGGAAGCUAACUGUCAGAACAAACAUACGCAUAAGUGUCUGAAUUUGUAAACGCAACUCUUUCAAAUUUAGGUUACAGAUAAAAUUAAGCAGGAUGAUGAAAAAGGGGUCCCUAUGUCCUCCAGCAGUCUAAGCCUAUAGCAGCAGAACUAUAGAGAUAGCUCAGGAUAACCUGAGCCACUCUAACUAGAAGCUUUAUCAAAAAGGAAAGUUUUAAG
Molecule: messenger RNA, 3109 nt
Organism: Cyprinodon variegatus (sheepshead minnow)
Lineage: Eukaryota; Metazoa; Chordata; Actinopteri; Cyprinodontiformes; Cyprinodontidae
Gene: appl1
Product: adaptor protein, phosphotyrosine interaction, PH domain and leucine zipper containing 1
Exons: 21
Coding region: 131-2245 (704 amino acids)
Biological process (GO): signaling
Cellular component (GO): cytoplasm; endosome membrane
Molecular function (GO): protein binding
Source: RefSeq, a predicted model, not a curated record